CUAUCCGCUAAAAAAAGUCUUUAACUUUCCACAACGACCGGCCUUCAUCUUGACCUUAAGAUAAACAGCAAUCUAGCUAUCUCUGAAUUAAAAGACAAUUAGCUGCGCAAACAUUUUUUACACAAAAUAAAAUGUGAAGGGAACUCAUUAGUUCACUACUCGAUAUUCACAAUUAAUCCUUGUGGCCGACUGUAAACACGCCUUUGCUAGUCCUUGUGGCUGACUGUUACACGCCUGUGCCUAUUUAUUUUUAUAAAAUAAUAACAGUUUGACAGCUGUCUUUGAAAAGUGAAUUGUUUUAGCUUUUCCCGCGCAGUGAUUGUGUUGUUUUUUUUUUAAGUGUUGUAAUGUUCGAUAAUUUGAAAGCUCAUUUGAAAUUGAAAUGGCGCCAAUACUUAGCAGCAUCGUUAGCAAGUUACGGGAGUCUAUGCACGGGGAUGUCAAUGGGCUGGACGUCCCCCGUGCUGCCGCAGCUGCAGCGGUUGGAAAGCUCGCCUCUGUCGCACGUGCCGACCCUGCAGGAGACCUCCUGGGUGGCCUCGCUGCUCGUGCUCGGAGGACUCUUGGGUCCUUUAAUAACAGUCCCUCUGUCCCGCCGCGUGGGACGACGCUGGAUCAUCAUGGGCGGCAACCUGCCGUUACUGCUGGGCUGGCUGCUGGCCGGCGUCGCCACUAACCUGGAGACGCUGUACGUGGCCAGGAUCAUGUGGGGAUGUGCUACCGGCAUGAUGUUCGCUACUGUACCGAUUUAUAUUGGAGAGAUUGCUGAGGACAAAAUCCGCGGCGCAUUAAGCGCUUUAUUCCUGCUUUUCAUCAACGUGGGCUUCCUGUUGGCUUACGCCAUCGGGCCGUUCACCUCGUACUGGGGGCUCACAGCCACCGGCGGCAUCCUGUCCCUGUUCUACGUGCCGUUCACGUGGCUCAUACCGGAGACACCUUUCUACUUAGUCUAUCAAGGGAAAAUCGACGAAGCAUCUGAAAUCCUACAAAGUCUCCGAGGCACAUCCAAAGAGGCGGUCCAGGCUGAACUGGAUGGCUUGCAGGCGGUGGUCGCGAGAGAGUUCAAGGAAGCACCCAAGAUACAGGACCUGUGGGCCACCAGAGGAAAUGUUAAGGCCUUAGGUAUCUGCGUGUUCCUGGCCAUGCUGCUGCAGCUGUCAGGUAUCGACGUGCUGCUGUUCUACAUGGAGGAGCUGCUGUCCAAGGUCGGGACCACGCUGUCGCCGUCCGAUGGUACCAUCAUCAUGGGAGUGGUACAGGUUGUAACCAGCUGCAUCACGCCGUUGGUUGUGGACCGACUAGGAAGAAAACUUCUUAUGUGGACAACAUCACUCGGACUAACGAUUUUUUUGACAUUAAUCGGUAUCUACGCGUUGUUGGACUCGUACUACAAGAUUGACGUCACUUCGUACGCGUUCCUGCCUCUGCUCUUCCUAAUCAUAUACAUGAUACUGUUUACUCUGGGCGUGGGUCCAGUUCCGUGGAUCCUGGUGGCGGAGAUGUUCCCGGUGAAGACCAAGAGCCUCGCCGGCGGGAUCUGCUCCUUCAUGUGCUGGCUGGCUGGGUUUGUGUGGACCAGAUUUUUCCGUGACGUGGAAACCUCGUACGGCAUCUACACAGCGUUCUGGAUCCUGGCGGCGUGCUGCGGCAUCGGGUUCAUCUUCUCCGCCACGCUGCUGCCAGAGACCAAGGGAAAGACCUUUGAUGAGAUACAGGAUAUGCUCAAUAAUAGAAAUAAGGAAGACAAGCCAGUUGAUGUAUAGAACCUCAAAACUUAGUCAUAAGAACAAAAUCUAAAUAUGUAUAUAGAAACUUUAUAAUAAAUCAGAAUAAACUAUAUCAGUUGCACAAAUAAAUUAUUAUUAAACACGU
Trichoplusia ni (cabbage looper) is the source of this 1872-nucleotide messenger RNA. RefSeq names its product facilitated trehalose transporter Tret1-like. The transcript has 11 exons. Gene Ontology annotation, molecular function: transmembrane transporter activity. Bases 348 to 1763 code for a protein of 471 amino acids. Gene Ontology annotation, cellular component: membrane. NCBI's taxonomy places the organism in Eukaryota, Metazoa, Arthropoda, Insecta, Lepidoptera, Noctuidae. The record is from RefSeq and is a predicted model, not a curated record. Gene Ontology annotation, biological process: transmembrane transport.